Messenger RNA from Oldenlandia corymbosa var. corymbosa, 471 nucleotides. The record is from the annotation of a GenBank genome assembly. Lineage: Eukaryota; Viridiplantae; Streptophyta; Magnoliopsida; Gentianales; Rubiaceae.
AUGUGGGAUGGAGGGGAGAGGAUAAAGCUAGGAAAUAUUGCUGUCCACGACGAUGAAGGUUGGGAUCCUCCUGUCAUUUACAUGCUUGGCAGUCAUGAUAUAUUCAGGUUUCUGCAACAACUAUUUAGGGGAUCUGGAAGUGGGAAGAUUAUGAGGAGGUCUGGGAAACAACAUUUGUCUAGAAAGAAGAAUGUUAAGAGAAGAUUGAGGUUGUCCAAAAUGGCUGAGGUGUUCUUGGCUAUUACUGUGCCCAUUCAAUUCAAGGAUGUUGGUUUAAGAAGAAUGGUUAACUUGAUGAUGAAGGAGUUGUCCCCCUCUGCUGAUGAGGACAUGAUAGAAGCAUUGAUGGGCCACUACACACAAAUUAAGGGAUACUUAAAAAGGGCUAUUGUUGAUAAAAAUAUGGUUGUUGCUACCGCUGCCCUUAGUGCUAUCCAUUUGCUGCUGGUAUGUGAAACUGUUUUGGAAUAG